AUUAACAGGUCUACACUUGUUUGAAAACGAGGGACAGAACUUAUGGCAUGACUAUGUAACAUAAUAGAGAUUUUACAUUUAAAAAUAUUCUUAAGGUCAUAUGGUUCUAAGUCCUUUAACAAGUGAUGAAUACUCUCUUUAUAUUCUUUUAUAUCGGACAACCGUUAAUUUCUUGUUGUAACUUAUUAUAUAUUUUGGUGCAGCUGUAACGGACAUUUUUUUCGGUAAUCGUGAGAUGAUGACUGGAUACAGAAGAUUUAUAUUUCUAUUUCUUGUGUUAUAAUCACUUUGUGGAUUACGAAUAAAAUUGUCAAUGUUUUUAAAUGAAAAAAAUUAGUAUCUUUUGAAUGUAUGUAUAUUGCAGCUACUGUUAAAAUUUUAUAACUCUUAAAUUUUCCUCUGCUAGACUCUCUAGAGGAAAUUUUUAGGAUGGACCUCAGCACUCGCUUCUGCACUAGAAAGAUCCUAUUGGUAUGGACACUAUAUCUGAAAACAAUUAUUCCAAAACGUGCAAUUGACUCUAAAUUCGCGUAAUAUACCAUUUUUAGUGUAAUCUAAUGCUAUAACAUGCGUUAUUUAACCUUUGUUCUAGAUGUCCUCUAUGUUUAGCCCAGGAACGUGCUUGGUCAAUAUGAACUUCCAAGAAUUUCCCACAGUCUGUUAGCUGGACUUCUAUUCUUUCUACUAAAGUGAUGUUUGUAGCUUCGAUUUCUUUUCUUAGCUUAAAAACAAUCGCAUUUGUUUUUGAGGUAUUCAGGGAUAAUCCAUUACGGGCAAACCACAAAAACGCUUUGUCGCAGAGGCUCAAAGUACUUUCAGCUAAAUGGUUGAAAUCUUGGCCAGAGACCAGUACACUGGUGUCAUCAGCGUAUUGGAUCGUGAUUACAGUAUUUGGGCUUGUAAUACUAGCACACAGAUCGUUCACAAAAAUCAAAAAGAGAAGAGGUCGUAAGACGCUACCUUGUGGAAUACCUCUUUCUACCGUUAACUGUGAUGAAACGGCUGAUAUUUCAUCUUUUGUAAUGGAAACACUUUGCUUACGAUCUGUCAGAUAAGACUUAAUCCAGUUGCAAGCACUUCCCCUUAUCUCGUAUACCUCGAGUUUAUUCAAUAGAAAAGAAUGAUCUACACAAUCAUAAGCUUUGGAGAGAGCAAAAAAUAGACCCAGUGAUAUCAUAUUAUUUUCAAGGCAUUCUAUGAUGUUUGUGGCUGAAAGAAUAGAUCGCCGUGUUGAUGGAUUUCCUUUUUACAAACCCAUGUUGUGACUCUGCAAUUAAGUUAUUACAAAUCAUAUGGUGCAUAAUUCUUGAAUACAUCACGAACUCAAAAAGCUUCGCGAAACAAGAAAGUAAAGUUAUUGAUCUAUAAUUUAGCAAGUCACUAUAAAAACACUUAUUUGUUAGAAAUGAUUUCAUCUGAUUUUUGAAAUUGAUUAAUGUCGGUCCUUUUUGAAUACAAUCUUUUAAAUUAUUGAACAUUUUACAACCCAAGUUACUCAAAUAUUUCUUAUAUGCUGCAGCAUGAUGCUGAGGGGGUAUCAGCAAAUCUUUAGAUCGAGUUUGAUAAAUGUGUUCUUCUUUGUUGUUGAAGAGGUUCAAUUGAUUUUUAGGCACAAACAUUGAUAAUUCAUAAAUGUAAAUAUAAGCUACUGUUAAAAUUAUCAAGGAUCGAAAAUAAUCCGUACAAGAUUCACGCCAAUUAAGAUUUUUAAUAAUUCUUAUAACGUAUUUCUGGAGAAGAAAAACUCUAUCUAAUGAUGAGCUGGAUCCCAGCUUGAAAUGUGACAUCUAUCUAUCCAAGAUUUAGUAAUUGAAGCAAACCACAUGGCUGUCGCACCAUAUCCUGCCUGCUGAUUAUUCACGAAGUUCUGUUUUAUUUAGGUAGGCACAGUAGAACUGUUACAAGAGUUGACAGAUGUUGACAUAUUGAAUGAGUCUGAAGAAGGUGCUGAAGCUCUUUUGGAAGCACUACUAGAACACCAGAUUCUAGCCCUAUUAGUGCAAAACUUAGAGAGACUUGAUGAAACUGUUAAAGAAGAAGCAGAUGGGGUACACAAUACUCUCUCAAUUGUGGAAAACUUGACAGAAUUAAGAUCAGAAAUUACUACCGAAGCUGGAAAGCAAGGAUUACUUGGAUGGUUAUUGAGACGAUUAAAAGUCAAAGGGCCAUUUGAUGGAAACAAGCUGUAUGCAAGUGAAAUGAUGUCAAUUUUAUUACAAGAUAAUGAGAAGAACCGAACAAUGUUAGGUGAAAUGGAUGGAAUAGAUACACUUCUCCAACAAUUGGCUUUCUACAAACGUCAUGACCCAGCAUCAGCAGAAGAACAUGAAUAUAUGGAGAAUUUGUUCAAUUGCUUGUGUAGUGCUCUAAUGGUUGUCCCCAAUCGUGACAAGUUCCUUAAAGGUGAAGGUUUGCAACUGAUGAAUCUUAUGUUGCGAGAAAAGAAGACAUCUAGGAAUGGGUCUCUGAAGGUUUUGGAUUAUGCCAUGUCUGGACCUUAUGGGAAAGAUAACUGCAAUAAGUUUGUAGAUAUUUUAGGUUUAAGAACAAUAUUUCCAUUGUUUAUGAAAACACCAAAAAAGAACAGGAGGAAGGUCUUAUCCACUGAGGAACAUGAAGAGCAUGUCUGUUCAAUUAUAGCCUCAAUGUUAAGGAAUUGCAAAGGCUCUCAAAGGCAGAGGCUAAUAAGUAAAUUUACAGAAAAUGAUCAUGAGAAAGUCGAUAGAUUGUUGGAAUUGCAUUUCAAAUAUCUGGAAAAAGACGCAGAGAAGGAAGGAAGGCCGCGAACGUCAGUAACAGAGGAAAACUUUACUGCUGUGAGGAACAUGCUUGACGAACUAGAGAGUGACAUACCAACAGAUAGAGGAGACCUUACACCUUCAUGCACCAGCAAUUCAUUCCAUUCUGCAUGACCAUUUACACGUAGAUGCCAUCGACAGCGCCCUAAACGAAGAAGAAACCGAAGACGACGACGACUCCAUCUACCUGAAGCGCUUGGAAGGUGGCCUGUUCACUUUACAGCUGGUCGACUACAUCAUCCUAGAAGUUUGCAACUGCGGUUCGCCAAGCAUCAAGCAGCGUGCGGUGCAGAUCUUGAACCUGAGAGGCGCAUCUCUGAAGACAAUCAAGCAUGUGAUGCGCGAAUACGCGGGAAAUCUAGGUGAUGAGGGCGAUCAGGAAUGGCGGGACGAGGAGCAACAGCAUAUUCUCAAUUUGGUCGAUAAGUUUUAAGUUAUUUAUUAUUAUAGGCUCACGUAUUAGUUGUAUAUCUUAUGUUUGAAUAAAAUCUUCACCAUUUUUAGUAGAGUAUUAGGAAUAAUAUUAUUAUACAUUUUUAUAUUUUAUUUUCCAAGCCACUGGUGAACAAGUAUUGUAAUCUCAAAACAUAAAAACAAUGAGAUAUAUUUUCUAGCACGUACACCACGAAAAACUAAUGACUCAUUUCCGUCUGUCUGGCUGUUCGUUAAUCCUCCGCCCGCUCGGAUUUUGAUAAAACUGAAGGGUACUACUGUGCCAAGGACGAAUAAGCUUUACAGUUUUUGAAAAUGGCUUCUGUAGCGGCGGAGCUGGGGGCAAAAAACUCAAUUUUCGUUUUUUUAACUUUCAGAGGCUCCUCAUUUUUUGAAAAAAUCCAGUAGUGGUUAAAAUCAGGGGUUGUUGAAGUUUCAUUUAUGGUAUCAGUGAAAUACGUCCUACUUUAAAAAGCAUCUGUCAGAUGUGUACUAUUACUGGGAUCUAGAACAUCUUUUACGUUAGACGCUACACUAUACCUCAUUCAUAGUCCAUUUACUCCCAGACAAAACUACAUGCUCAAAAGCGAGAUUGUGUAUGUCCGUAUUUUUCUCAAUGAUCUUGGAAUAGUCUAACAAAAUAAAUGAUUAUUUUUAUAGAAAGAAGUGCACAUACUUUUCACAAUUCUUUAUUCGCUGGAAGACUUGAAUAAUCGUCCGAGUGGUUAAUAUUAAUUAUUACAGGUUCAAUUUGAAUAUCGAUCAUAUUGUCCAGAUCCCACAUCUUUGUUUCAAUUGUCUCUUGAAGGUGACGGAUGUAAUCUUUCUAGUGGUUUGUUGUCGCUCUGUUGACAGCUUCAUAAAAUAAAUUUUUCACGUCAGAAAAUUUGAAUGUUCUAUUGUUUGAAGCCACAUAGUUUUUUAUAUUUGCCCAAAUCAUUUCAUUGAGAUUUAAUUUGCAGCCAUUUCGUCAAUAACAUGAAGAUUAUAUUUAUAUUUGUGCUGCCUGACUAGAUGGAUAAGUUUUGCUUUGACCAUAUUUUCAUUUGGACUAAUGUCUUUUGAUAUGAGCCAUUUUUUUAAUUUCUGACUUUCUUGUGGACAUUGUGGGAAAUUUUUCUUGUUUUCUACUGUGGUGUGCAUUGUCGUCAAGCUUUGGGAGCAUUUAUUCAAACCAUCGUUCAAAUGAACUCCCGUCAAUUUCUUCAUGGUAGUCGGUCGUUUUCUUUGACUCAAAUGCCCAUAGGGCAGUGGGCACAAAGCCAUCUUCACUGCCAAUGUGACAGAUUCCUUUUCCUGGUAUAGUAUUCAAGAAAACUACUAAUAAUACAAGCAGAGUAUGUAACAGGUGUUGGUUCCAAAUGUACCAAAUAUAGCUAAGUUUUCAGCUUGGGCCCAGAGAUUCAGUCUACUAAACACCAUUUUUACAACACAAAUGACGAAUUGGUUAGAUACACGUACCUGACGGAUUUUUUAGGCCAGUGGUUAGUCCAUCUAACAAGGCUUAUCUUGCUGAUUUUAUUGUAGAGUAAGCCCAUACUUUUGUCUUGCAUUUAUCCAGGUUUCAUCCAAGUAAUAAAUCUUCCUGCCCUGGUCGCGGUACUUCUUUAUUGAUUUUAAAUUUCUUCUCCAUAAAAUAAUCUCUUGGCUGUAUUUGAAAAUACUAUUUCUGCCCCGUUUUCUAUACUCAAAAUGAAGUUCUUUGAGUGAACUAUAGAAUGUGGUUCUUUUGAAGGUAGGUAAGUCUUCAUCACUAUUAACCUCCUGUAAUACUUUGUUUAUGGGGUGAAGUUCCUGCUUUUAAAAAAAUUGAUGGACUAAGUGUCUGAUGACAUUCCGACCAAAGUUAUCAACUGUAUCCAACAGCUUCAUGUAAUGCAGUCUCUUGUGUGGUGGAGACAAUUUUUUGUUUUUUUUAUAUUCUUUAACAGUGUUGAGAAUUGUCUUGGAAUAUAAGCCUGUUUUGUUCGUCCACGUUUUUCAAUAUAAUGAAUUUUCAUUCCAGGAUGCCCUAAAAUUUCGCUCUUAUAAACGUUAAGGGCAAUUUCUUUUGCCAGAAUAUUCAAAUGUUCCUUCUUGUCACAUUUUUGGGAAGGAGUUAUCACUGAAGAGGAAGCAUGGCUGAAGGAAUCAUUGGGAGAAAUAUUGUUUCAUUCACACCACAUGCCAACGUAUAAUAUAUAUAUAUUGAAUAUGGUACAUACAUAGCGGUUGGUUCUGAAAAACAGCUGAUGUAACCCGCCAGGUAAAAUAAAGGCCAUUUAUUAUUAUGAACAGCAACUGCUGGCGUCAGCGAUACCCCGAGCCUGAGUUCUAUCCUGUCAAAUCUUGCAUUUGUUCCUUUUUUUGUGGCCAAAUGACCCUUAGCUAUUGCAACGCUUAGGCGGCUGCCGCUUUGCCGUGCUGCAUCUUUGUUGUGCCGGGGCGUAAAUGGACUACGAAUAGGGUAUAGUGUCACUCACACUGUCAAGACAAAUCUAGAGACACCUCAUAUGUCAUAAUCCAUCAAGCUAUGUAAGCAGUAACUCGUGAAAUAGGAAUUCAAGGUUGAUUCUCUUUUUAUUAUAUUGAAGAGCACUCAAUUUUCAAUCGCCGGCAACCACCCCCUCCCGCUCGGACUCGGAAAUCUUGAAAAACAUGAGUUCUGGGACCAUCAUUGAGAUAUAAUACAAAAGGAGACGCUACUGUCAUAUAAAUCAUGCUAUUGAUAAAGGGACCCGUGGGUGGAACUUAGUCGCUUAACAAUAUGGCGGAUUUGCCAGGAUCGUAUCUGUUUUUAAUGUAUUUAUUUGAUUUGAUUGAAUUUAUGCUAUAUGUAAAUUAUAUCAUUUGCUACACUUAUGUAUUUAGAAAAAAUCUAUCUAUAAUAUAUAGUGUGUCCCACUUACUUCAACAUUUGUGUUGUUUGACCGAUUUUCAUAAACUUAUUUUUGUUGAAUGGUCAAAAAUCUCAGUUUGCGGAUAUUCAGAAAAUGUAAGACACGACCCAAUACUGUAUUCAAGUUUUAAGAGCGAAGAAUCGAGAAUUACUAUAAGCGAUAUUUGAAAAAAGUUACACCUGCUUAUUACUCAGGAUCACCUAAAACAUAUGUUCACCAAAUUUGGUUGUGAUAGUAUACUGUUAGUUGGAGUCGAAUUCUUAGAGGUGCAAUAGAUUUCCCGAUUAAAUA
Acanthoscelides obtectus is the source of this 6400-nucleotide messenger RNA. The record is from the annotation of a GenBank genome assembly. NCBI's taxonomy places the organism in Eukaryota, Metazoa, Arthropoda, Insecta, Coleoptera, Chrysomelidae.